GGACUAGUACAAGGGAGUGAAGAUGACCUCCCUGAGUUGCUGUGAUGACUGGCAGCUUCAGAGCCACACCCACUUCUCCCCAGAUUACAUAAAAUGAAUGAACAGGUUGGACUGUGAAGCUACUUUCCAAGCUUCUCUGUGACUUCUCUUUUCCGGCCACCUUCAAUUGAACAAAGGGGCGAGGAAGUCAAGCUCAUGGUGUGCCUGAGCACGAUGGCGAGGAACACCGAUAUGCGCUGGCGCUUACCGUUGAUUUGCCUGGUCUGGGAGGUGGCCAUGAUUGUCCUUUUUGGGAUUUUCGUGCGCUUCAACCCGGAGGCGAACGUGGCUGAUUGGGAGAAGGAAAAACAGCAAAGGAACGUCUCUGAUAUUGAGAAUGAAUUCUACUUCAGGUACCCCUCUUUCCAAGAUGUCCAUGUGAUGAUCUUUGUGGGCUUUGGCUUCCUCAUGACCUUUCUUCAACGUUACGGCUUUGGAGCUGUUGGCUUCAACUUUCUCCUUGCUGCCUUUGGGAUCCAGUGGGCUCUUCUGAUGCAGGGCUGGCUCCAUACCUUUGAGCAUGGAAGGAUACUCAUUGGAGUAGAAAGCCUGAUUAAUGCAGAUUUCUGCGUGGGUUCUGUUUGUAUCGCCUUUGGUGCCAUUUUGGGCAAAGUCAGCCCCGUCCAGCUGCUCAUUAUGACACUGUUUCAAGUGACCCUCUUCUCCGUCAAUGAAUAUAUCCUGCUUGAUCUGCUCCAUGUGAAAGAUGCUGGAGGAUCCAUGACCAUACAUACAUUUGGUGCUUACUUUGGCCUAACGGUGACCUCUAUUUUGUACCGGCCCAACCUCGAGCAGACCAAAGACAAGCAGGAAUCUGUUUACCAUUCAGAUCUUUUUGCCAUGAUCGGAACCUUGUUUCUAUGGAUGUAUUGGCCCAGCUUUAACUCAGCCAUUUCCAAUCACGGGGAUGCACAGCACCGAGCUGCCAUCAACACCUAUUGUUCCCUUGCUGCUUGUGUCCUCACUUCUGUGGCCUUCUCCAGUCUCUUGCAAAAGAAGGGAAGGUUGAACAUGGUCCAUAUUCAAAAUGCCACCCUGGCCGGUGGUGUGGCCGUGGGAACCUCUGCUGAAAUGAUGCUCACCCCAUAUGGUGCUCUCAUUGUGGGCUUCCUCUGUGGCAUUGUGACGACCAUCGGAUACGUCUACAUCACACCUUUCCUAGAUGCCAAGCUACAUAUCCAAGACACCUGUGGCAUCCACAACCUUCACGGAAUGCCAGGUUUAAUUGGAGGCAUCGUGGGGGCCGUCACUGCUGCCGCUGCUACAGAAGGAGUCUAUGGAAAGAAAGGGCUCAUCAACAUGUUUGGCUUCACCGGAGAAUAUCGGGAUCGAACACCCAGUAUCCAAGGAGGAUUCCAAGCAGCUGGCAUUGCAGUAUCACUAGCUAUGGCUUUGGUAGGAGGAGCUAUUGUAGGUGGCAUUUUGAAACUGCCCUUCUUUGGUGACCCUACAGAUGAAAACUGCUUUGAAGAUAAUGUCUACUGGGAAGUCCCUGGCGAUGAAGAGAGCAACCUUUACUGCCUGCAUGACUCCAAUGCUAAGCCUGUGAUUAACCCUUAACCUGGGACAUUAACAGCCGAAGGGGUGAUCAAUCUCUGCAUUUGAAAUUCCUUUUUUUAAAAAAACAGCAGAAUCAAGGAAACUGAAGAAGGGAAAAAUAUUAUCACUCAAAUGAAGAUCUUUUUUUUUAAAAAAAAAACAUGAAUUCUGGCAAAAAAAUUAUGCAAACAAAUAAUAAGGAAGUUGAGAAGGGUGGAUCCUCGGAUUCAGAAGCAUAUUGCUAAAACCAAAACAAGUUAUGAAAAAAAAAAAACAUAGAAGUAAUAAGCAAUAAAAUUUUAGACCUCAUUGAUCAAUAAAAAAUGAGCCAGGCAUUCCCCAUAGAGCUCUUAAAAUGAAAUCGCUGAAGUUUUAGCAAAAGCAUAUAACUUUCCCUAAAAUUGGCUCUUUUUUUUUUUUUUUUAAAGGCCUGGAGAUUAGUUUUCUUAAAAAAAAAUGAUAAGGAAAGAAGGCAAAGGAAGUAAAAAUUUCAGCUUCCAUUCUUGGUAAAUUUGUGGAAAGCUUUAGGAAAUAUAAAAUUACAAGCCUUAUGGAAGAAUGAAUAUAGUUUCUGGACAGGCAAGUGUCACCUCCCCAAAUUUUUUAGAGUUAUUUUAAGGAGUCAACCUGAUUGAUCUUUUAGCUGGAUGCUUUAGCCAACAUCUUCAUCAGGGCAUCCUGAGUCAACCUACCAAUCAAGGGAGAAGAUCAUUCCUUUCAUAGAUGUUGCAAGACCGAGAAAGAGAGAACAAACGUAAUGCGAGUUUUGAGGGAUGAGGGAUGCCAAGAAAAUAAGGUCAUCCAUAUGAUCUGUAGGGAAAUUGGGGCAUUUUAAUAAAGCAGUUCCAAAAUGAUCUAGCGAUGAGCAGCCUAGAGCAAGCAAAGCGGUUGAAUUUGCAGAUGAUUCCUGAUGGAGGGGAAGUGUCAACCGGCUCUCGAAGGGGGAGCCCCUCAAAGGGCUCCCAAGUGAGAUUCCUUCUCAUUGCAUGGAAGAACCGUCACCUAAAUUUCGUUACAGGUCUUGGGGUGGUUGUCCACAGUCUGAGGAAUAUCUUGACCCACCCAAUGGGACACCAGGCUUCAUCAAAUCAGUUAGAGGCCUCGAGGCUGCAACGCACAACUCUGCUUUCCUAAAUCUGUAAAUGUUGUAAGUAAAGGCAUUUUUACAAAAAGUGA
Molecule: messenger RNA, 2754 nt
Organism: Pantherophis guttatus
Lineage: Eukaryota; Metazoa; Chordata; Lepidosauria; Squamata; Colubridae
Gene: RHCG
Product: Rh family C glycoprotein
Biological process (GO): ammonium homeostasis; ammonium transmembrane transport
Cellular component (GO): plasma membrane; basolateral plasma membrane; apical plasma membrane
Molecular function (GO): ammonium channel activity
Source: RefSeq, a predicted model, not a curated record